AUGGAGGCCUAUGUGGGCAAUGUGAGCAAAUGUGCGGUGGCCAGCGAGCUAGUCGAGUGCCUAGAGAGCGUUUGCGGUCGCGGCACAGUAGUCUCUUGCUCGAUCGAUACCGCCCACGCGAACUGGAUGUCCCGCGGCUACGCCUUUGUCCAGUUCGCCACCGCCGAGGCCUCGCAGCUAGCGUCCCAGCUCGCCGCCGAGAACGCACUGCUCUUCUACGGCAGAGCUCUGCGGAUCCAAGCCCGCAAGGCCGUCACGCACGGACCCAUCCGGGGGGACGAGCGCGUGGAAGGGAUCGUUCUCACCAUGGGAUUCGCGAGAGGUGAGAGUGGCAUCGACUGUCUCUGGUCGUGCUCCGGUGUGGCUGCCGAGUUUUGCUUUGGCAGUUGCCAGCUGAAUUUGCUGCUCCAGCACGAUGGUGUCGAUUACAAGCUCGAGCUGCUGUUUAGAAAUCUACGGUUCGUGGAUGCGUUUGUCGAGACCUCGCAAGCUAGCCAUCUUCUUCUCCAGCUCUUUCGACCACCGCUUGUCUUCCAAGGCCUUCCAUCUCCAUCCGAGCAAGGCAAUCCAGUGCUGGACACCCCGCUCGCGAUUCUUCGCCACUUCAAGGCCGUGAGAUCCAACAGCUACAACUAUAAGUACUCCAAGUUUGCGAAAGAACCAACAUGGACUCGCAGCACCGAUUUCACUCCCGGCAAGGCCAUCUCGCAGUCUCUCGUCUACUGCCUCGAGUUCCCUUCCGACUUGUCCGACGAGCAGGCGCUCAAGAUCUCCAAGAGCUUGUCCGGUUACGACACUUCUUCCAUGGAUCGAGCGCUCACUUUGGUGGCUGGCGAGUCGUAUGCUUUGCAGCAGGAGCUUUCUCCCAUUCUCAGCAUCACCGAGGACGAUGGUGCUCCUCUUCCUUUCGACAUCGUCUACAAGAUCAACUUCCUGGUCCAGUCCGGGUAUAUGAGCCCGGCGUCGGUCACUCGCGAGCUCUUUACACUGCUCCAAGGCUUUCCGGAGAAACUUUGCCUCUCGGCACUGGACAAGCUCGUCUCUCCCGCUGGAAACGUGAGUCUGGACGCCUUCUCGACGAUCGAGAGCUAUCUCAAAUGCCACCAUCGCCGCUCGGAGCUUGUGGAGCCGGAUGGAGGAUACACUUACGUCAAGAGGCUGGUCGUCACCCCGACUAAAGUCUACUGCACGGGACCCGAGCUGGAGCGAUCGAACGGGGUCACCCGACGCUACAAGGACUUUGCUGCAAACUUUCUGCGCGUUUCUUUUGUGGACGAAAACUUUGAAACCCUGUACGCGGACGCCGUUCGACUGCCAACCAAAGUCUCUGUGCAAAUCGGCCUUCUUCCGGAGCCUUCGAGCGUCUAUCACCGAGUUCUAGCGGUGGUCCGAGAUGGCGUGACGAUUGGUGGCAAGAAGUUUAAGUUCUUGGGCUUCUCGGCCAGCCAGCUCCGCGAGCACUCGCUGUGGAUGUUUGCCGACGCCGGCAGCGUCACUGCCGAGAGCAUCCGAGCGUGGAUGGGUGACUUUGGCGGCUUCACCAACAUUGCAAAGUGUGCUGCUCGAAUCGGCCAGAGCUUCUCGUCGUCCAGGAGCUCGCUCGAGGUGCUGGAGGAUGAGCUCUCGUCCGUGGAAGACAUCUACUGCGGCACACGCUACUGCUUCUCGGAUGGAGUCGGGAAAAUCUCCAAGGCGUUUGCGACGAGCGUGGCAAGAGCUUGCAACAUGCCGGUGGUUCUUUCGGCACUCCAGAUUCGCUACGCUGGCUACAAAGGGGUUGUUGCGGUUGAUCCAACUUGCUCGACCAAGCUCUCCCUGAGACCGAGCAUGCUAAAGUUCCCCUCAGAAAGAACAGGCCUGGACGUUCUCAAGGCGUCGCAGUACGCUCCAUACUACUUGAACCGGCAGAGUAUCAUCCUCAUGACGACUCUCGGAGUUCCGGACGAGGUGUUCGAGCGGAUGCAAAAGGAGGAGCUCAAAAUCCUCGAUGAGAUGCUGAGCGAUCCACAAACAGCGAUUGAAGUCUUGAGAUCUUCGUCCUCGGGUGGCGAGGCUCACUCGAUCAUGGUGGCGAUGCUCCAGGCGGGAUAUAAACCAGCUCACGAGCCAUUCUUGCGGAGGUUGCUGGACAACUUUCGAUCGCUGCAGCUCUACCUCCUCCGGACGAAGUCUCGGAUCUACGUCCCGAAAGGCCGCUGCUUGCUGGGAUGCCUGGACGAGACUGGAGUUCUCGACUACGGACAGGUCUUCGUGCAAGUGUCUCCAACGCCAGGAACUCGCAGAGUCGUGGACGAUGGCCUGGACGAUGCGAGGCCUCGCAGGGGAGUGACACGGAGCGAGAGCGCCUGCGUUGUUCUCGGGAAAGUCGUCGUCACCAAGAAUCCUUGCUUACACCCGGGAGAUCUCUUGGUCUUGGAAGCCGUGGACGUUCCGGGACUUCACCAUAUGAUCGACUGCGUGGUCUUCCCACAGCGAGGAAAGAGGCCUCAUCCCAACGAGUGCUCCGGAAGUGAUCUCGAUGGUGAUCUCUACUUCGUCACCUGGGACAAAUCUCUCGUACCACCAGUGACUCACGAGCCGAUGGAUUACGAGCCCGGUACCGCCGCCAAGCUCGACCAUUCAGUGACUCUGGAGGAAAUCCAGCGGUUCUUCGUCGACUCGAUGGUUCACGAUAGCCUGGGAGUGAUCUCGAAUGCUCACCUUGUUCACGCUGAUAAGGAGCUGGAAAGAGCCAAGGAUCCAAAAUGCUUGGAACUCGCGAGGCUCGCAUCAACCGCCGUCGACUUUGCAAAGACUGGCAUCCCGGCCGUGAUUCCCGUAGAUCUUCGUCCCAGGGACUAUCCCGACUUCAUGGAGAACGAGUUUAAAUCGACGUAUACUUCGCAGAGUGUGCUGGGGAAGCUCUACCGGUCGCUCCAGUCCAAUGGAAGAAUUUUCUCGCAGAGAUCAUCAGCAGUGGCAGCAUCGCCGAAGGAGAUGGAUCAAGAGUUUGAUCGUAGCUUGACCGUAGAUGGAUACGAGCAGCACGUCUCCGAGGCACGGUCGCUCAAGGAGCUCUAUGAUACGAAGCUGGAGCGUUUGCUGCGGCACUAUGAGAUAACCGAGGCCGAGAUUGUAACUGGGAAUGUGCUGUGCCUCGGGAAAGCCAACGAGAAGACGAAGCGUAACGAUACGAGAGAUAGGAUCGCUUGCGCCAUGAAGUCUCUUGCCAAGGAAGCUGGGAGAUGGUUUGAGGCCGGACUAAACGAGCACCAAUUGGCGAAGGCGUGUGCUUGGUACCAUGUCACGUAUCAUCCGGAGUUUCGUAAAGGGAGUAACGUCGAGUCUUUGAGCUUUCCAUGGGUGGUGCCCGCGGUUGUGGAAAAGCUUGUGAGCCUCAAGAGAGCAAAGAGCUGGAUUGAAUAGUCAUGGACC
Messenger RNA from Selaginella moellendorffii, 3414 nucleotides. Its product is annotated as probable RNA-dependent RNA polymerase 1. The record is from RefSeq and is a predicted model, not a curated record. Gene Ontology annotation, molecular function: RNA-directed RNA polymerase activity; RNA binding. Gene Ontology annotation, cellular component: nuclear RNA-directed RNA polymerase complex. The transcript has 4 exons. Gene Ontology annotation, biological process: siRNA processing. Bases 1 to 3405 code for a protein of 1134 amino acids. NCBI's taxonomy places the organism in Eukaryota, Viridiplantae, Streptophyta, Lycopodiopsida, Selaginellales, Selaginellaceae.